CAAAAAGCGUGCAAGAACAAGUUCAAUUCAGAGGACACGAAGAACCCAGCGCGAAUUACAUUAUGCCUCAACAAUCGCAAGCCAUACGAUAUUGCAACGUUGACUCGGAUGACCGGGAAGGAUUUCUCGGGCCCUACUCCAGAAAUCCGAGCACCAACACCGAUUCGCUCAACGGAGUUGGAGGCAGACGCACCGCCCACCGCUCGUCCCUCACCUAGAGUCAAACGGAAGAAGAGCCGGACACCUAGUGUCCGCGAUGCUGACGUGGAGAUCCUGGGAGACAUAGACGACGUUGAGAAGUAG
This is a messenger RNA of Dichomitus squalens LYAD-421 SS1, 303 nucleotides long. RefSeq lists its product as uncharacterized. The annotation marks the transcript as partial. Lineage: Eukaryota; Fungi; Basidiomycota; Agaricomycetes; Polyporales; Polyporaceae. The transcript has 2 exons. The record is from RefSeq and is a predicted model, not a curated record.